Dermacentor andersoni is the source of this 864-nucleotide messenger RNA. Its product is annotated as very long chain fatty acid elongase AAEL008004-like. Gene Ontology annotation, cellular component: endoplasmic reticulum membrane. NCBI's taxonomy places the organism in Eukaryota, Metazoa, Arthropoda, Arachnida, Ixodida, Ixodidae. Gene Ontology annotation, biological process: very long-chain fatty acid biosynthetic process; fatty acid elongation, saturated fatty acid; fatty acid elongation, polyunsaturated fatty acid. Gene Ontology annotation, molecular function: fatty acid elongase activity. The record is from RefSeq and is a predicted model, not a curated record.
AUGUCCAUGUCGGGCUUCGAGAAGAUCUCCACCAGCGACUAUGGAGAGUUCAGCCGGUGGAGUCGCCCCCUGUACCCGCGCUCGGACCCGCGGACCCGCGACUGGUUCCUGCUGGGCAACCCCUUCUUUGUCACUCUGGUCGUGGGAGCAUACUUGUACAUCGUGUACCGUGCGGGACCCCGGUUCAUGGCCAGCCGGAAGCCCUACGACCUGCGCGGUGUCAUCAAGGUCUACAACUUGGCCAUGAUCCUGCUCAACAUUGUGUUUGGCUACAACUUCUUGAAGAACUCUUAUUUGGGCGGCGACUAUAACCUGUUCUGCCAGGGCAUGACGUACGCGACGGACGAGAAAUCCUUGAAUAAUCUCUGGUGGGGAUACUUCUACUUCUUUGUGCGCGUUGCCGACUUCAUGGAUACCUUCUUCUUCGUGCUCCGCAAGAAGUACAACCAGAUCACACUGCAACACACGCUGCACCACGCGCUCAUCGUGGCUAACGGCUGGCUCUGGUACACGCUAGGGGGCGAUGGUCAGUCGCUAUUCGGCGGCAUCAUCAACUGCUUCAUUCAUGCGAUCAUGUAUAGCUACUACUUCCUGGCAGCCUGUGGUCCCGAGUACCGCAAAUAUCUGUGGUGGAAGAAGUACCUCACGCGUGCACAGAUUGCUCAGCAUCUCGUAAUCAUCAUUCACGGACUCAUACCGCUCUUUUACGACUGCGGGUACCCGCGGUUCUUCAUCUAUCUGGCCCUUCCGCAGGGUUUGCUUGGACUUGCGUUAUUUCUCAGAUUUUACGUGGCCGCUUACAGGAGGAAGUCGGCCAUGGAAGCUGCCGCCGCGAAGAAACUGGCCAUGCUCAAAGAAGAAUAA